Messenger RNA from Ostreococcus lucimarinus CCE9901, 1398 nucleotides. RefSeq names its product 1-deoxy-D-xylulose 5-phosphate reductoisomerase, chloroplast precursor (DXP reductoisomerase) (1-deoxyxylulose-5-phosphate reductoisomerase) (gene DXR). Gene Ontology annotation, biological process: isoprenoid biosynthetic process. NCBI's taxonomy places the organism in Eukaryota, Viridiplantae, Chlorophyta, Mamiellophyceae, Mamiellales, Bathycoccaceae. The record is from RefSeq and is a predicted model, not a curated record. Gene Ontology annotation, molecular function: NADPH binding; manganese ion binding; protein binding. The transcript has a single exon. The coding region runs from base 1 to 1398 and encodes 465 amino acids.
AUGACGACGGCGACGACGGCGACGACGAAAGCGACGGCGCGGGACGCGCGACGCGAGACGCGCGCGCGACGCGCGAUCGCGACGAGGGCGAGCAACAACGAAAACCGCUACGGCGCGUGCUGGCCGGGACGCGCGGAGGUGCCGGCGAACGUCGCGGCGCUCGGGAACGGAAACGUGAAGAAGAUAUCGCUGCUCGGAAGCACGGGGUCGAUCGGGACGCAGACGCUGGACAUUUGCGAGGAACAUCCGGAUAAGUUUGAGGUCGUGGCGCUGAGCGCGGGGCGAAACGUGACGCUGGUGGCGGAGCAGUGCGCGAAGUUCUCGCCGAAGUUGGUGAGCGUGCAGAACGGAGAGGACGUGGCGAAACUGAGGGAUGCGUUGCAAAAACUCGGAUGCGCGAUGCCGGAGAUUAUGUAUGGGGAGGAUGGGAUGGUUGAGGUGGCGAGACACGCCGACUGCGAUUCGGUGGUGACGGGCAUCGUCGGAUGCGCGGGAUUGCCGCCGACGGUGGCGGCGAUCGAGGCGGGAAAGAAUAUUUGCUUGGCGAAUAAGGAGACCCUCAUCGCCGGUGGCCCCGCGAUCGUGCCGUUGGCGGUGAAGCAUGGGGUGAAAAUUUUGCCCGCGGAUUCCGAGCACAGCGCCUUGUUCCAGUGCAUUCAAGGCAUGCCGGAGGGCGCGCUGAGACGCAUCAUUCUCACCGCCUCUGGCGGCGCUUUCCGCGAUAUGGACCUCGCCACCAUGCGUGAACUCGCGGUGUCCGAUCCCGCGGCGUUGCACAAGAAGGCGACGACGCACCCGAACUGGGACAUGGGCGCGAAGAUUACGUGCGACAGCGCGACGCUCAUGAACAAGGCGCUCGAAGUCAUCGAGGCGCACUACCUCUACGGCACCUCUUACGACAACAUUGACGUGAUCGUGCACCCGCAAUCGAUCGUGCACUCCAUGGUUGAGACCUCGGAUAGCUCCGUUUUGGCGCAAUUGGGCUGGCCUGACAUGCGUUUGCCUAUUCUUUACACCAUGUCUUGGCCCAACCGCGUCGAGUGCUCCGAAGUCACGUGGCCGCGACUCGACUUUGUCAAGAUGGGCGACCUCACCUUCCGCGCGCCCGAUUUCGAAAAGUACCCGUCUCUCACCAUGGGCUACGCCGCCGGUCGCGCCGGUGGCACCAUGACGGGCGUUUUCUCCGCCGCCAACGAGCAAGCGGUCGCCAUGUUCUUGGACAAAAAGAUGGGCUACUUCGACAUUUACAAAGUCAUCGAGUUGGCCAUGGAGGCGCACAAGAACGAGCUCGUGCUCGAUCCGUCCCUGGACGACAUCGUGCACUACGAUUUGUGGGCGCGCGAUCACGUCAAGCAAACCGUGGAAUCUGGCGUUUUGACCGGCGCCCUGCCUCGUUAA